UCGGACAAGCAAUCAUCAGGCCAAAGAUCGCGGUCCUGUACCCAGUGUAGCAGUCAUCAAGGCCAAUGGCUGAUGUAGAUGACAACCCACUGUUGGUUGAUGAUAGUAAAAGAUAUGCCAUGGAAGACAAUCCGGUGAUAGGCAUUGAUCUGGGCACUUCCAAUUGCUGUGUUGCUGUGUUUCGUAAUGUCGACGACAUUGAGAUAGUUCCGAAUGACCUCGGCCACAGGAUUACACCAUCAUUUGUGGCCUUUGCUGGGCAGGAGAAUUGUGUGGUAGGAGAUGUUGCGACGAAGCACCGCGUGAAGCACCCGGAGCAGUGCAUAUUCGAGGUGAAGCGGCUGAUGGGGCGAUCACUCGGCGAUGCAACCAUCCAGCAGGACGCAAAGAGGUGGCCCUUCCACUUGUCCGCGGGUCCACGUGGCGAAGUUGUCGUGGAUGUCCCCAACAUGGCAUCAGGAUGCAAAACUCAUUUCCUACCAGAAGAUAUUUCCGCCUUGUUGCUGAAGAAGUUGAAGUCUAUCGCAGAGGACUUCACCGGCCAUCCUAUCAGGGAUGCAGUCAUCAGCAUACCUGCGUACUUCGAUCACAGCCAGAGGAAGGCGACAAUGGCUGCUGGCGUCAGUGCGGGACUAAACGUGCUGCGGUUGAUGAGCGAACCAACGGCAGCUGCGCUGGCUUACGGCCAUCAGCGGGUGAUAGGGAGGGGGGCUAUGGGGAGGAGGCUCCUGAUAUUUGACCUGGGUGGGGGAACCUUUGAUGUGUCCAUUGUCACGGUGAAGGACGGACCAGAUGAGGACAGCUGCUUCGUAGUGGAGGCAGUGGGGGGAGAUUCCCAUCUGGGAGGGGUGGACAUAGACCAACGUCUGUUUCAGCACAUUGCGGAGAAGAUUCGGAAUCAGCCGACAUGGGACCAUGUCCUGCGCAAACCAAGGUUUCGGACAAAGCUUGAUGAAGCCAUCGUGGUUGCCAAGCAUGCUCUGUCGGUCGAAACGGAGACAGAGAUCUGCCUGGACUACGGUGAAGAGGACCUGAGCUUGACGUUGGGGCGCGCCCAGUUCGAGGCACUCAAUGAAGACCUGUUUGACAGGUGCAUGACCAUCGUCCAACAAGCUCUGACUGAUGCUGGCAUCAGCAAGGGUGCGAUCUCAGACGUGAUCCUUGUGGGCGGGUCGACGAGGAUACCAAAGGUGCGAGAGAUGCUGAAGGCAUUCUUUGGCAAGGAGCCCUUGAGGUUGAUCAACGCUGAUGAGGCUGUGGCAUUUGGAGCUGCCGUACAGGCCGGCUUGCUUGCAAGGAGCAACAAGUGCACAGAGGCAGAGGCGAGCGUUUCCGUACGGGACGUGACAGCGCUAAGCAUUGGCCUCGGCGUAGGGCUUGGUGUGAUGAAUGUCAUUGUCCCCAGGAACUCUCCUCUUCCAGCCAGUAAGCACAAGGCAUGUUAUUUAAUAGUAACGAACGACUCGCUGACUUGCAGUUUCUCUUUUUAUGAAGGUGAACGAGCUCUGUGCAUGCACAACCGGUUGGUCGGACAGAUGUCUCUAAAGGGUCUAAAUCCUGGCUCGGCGACGGACAUUCUCAUCUUUGAUGUUAAGCUCAGGUUAGAUACCCACGGGAUUGUCCAUGCGGAAGCAGAGCUGUGGGGACGGGUUGCUGCUCACAGUUGGUGCAAUUUGACAGCAGAGGAGACAUUCCACGAGGCUAGAAGGCAUAGAGAGGCCGGGAGAAAGGUGGAAGGCGCGUUUAGACUUGAUAUGGAUGUUGUGCACACUUCGGCCAAUGGGACAAAAACAACAGGUCACUACACGCCAGAAGCAAAAGCGGAGGAUGCCAGGAUGUGGGCCGCUAUGGCAUCGAGGAUGAAUCUUGGGGAUAUUCUUACACGAUGGAAAUAUAAUUUCUGGUUCAAGAACGAGUCCACCCAUAUACUGAAGCAUGUGAACGAGCUCUUGGCCUGGCUUGUUGGGCAGCAGGAACUAGCAUCGAAGGAUGAAUACCAGAAAAAAUAUCAGCAGCUCAUUGGGAAAUACCAUUUCUUCCUGCGGUCCAAAUUUGUUGCAAAGUUAUUCAUAGGCGAUUCUGUUGUGAAUAUCUGUUCCCAAGAAACAGCUGAUUUGUUAAAAGAGUACCCUUAUAUCUUUCCCUCAAACAGACCUAUAUGAGGUUCCCCCCUCCCCCCCCCUCCUCUUUCCCCCUUGUUUUCUUUUUUUUCUAAAUAAAGUUUUGUCAUUCCA
Chara braunii is the source of this 2234-nucleotide messenger RNA. The record is from the annotation of a GenBank genome assembly. NCBI's taxonomy places the organism in Eukaryota, Viridiplantae, Streptophyta, Charophyceae, Charales, Characeae.